AUAGAACACAUGGUUGACCUAUUGGUAAAACAUGGCGUCGUAAUUUUGUGUGUUUUUAAACAUGAAUAGUCGUUUUAUACUUACACAAGGCAGCGAGACAGUCAAGCCAGACUUGACUGUGCCUUCAGGGAGUACAGAUAUUCGUUUAGUUGCGGAAACGAGUGAAAAUCGUCCAGUGAAACGCAGAGGUUUUCGAAAGGUGGCCAAGAAUUUAACUGCGAAUUCAAGCGCACGUCCUGCGCGAAGGAUCAAAUUAAAUCGCAGUAUUUUCAACACGGAGUCUACGGCAAAACCUACGAUUCAUGCGAAGACUUUGAACGAGAUAAAGAAUGCGAAAGAAGAUAGCAAGAGUCCAGUUAAACCCAGCACAGAAGUAAGUGUUAAUAUAUUAAACUCUGUGGUUGAGAAUACGUCUAUCACAAGCCCUAUGCCUGCAAGUGCUGUAGAUCUAAGUGAACGCUCACUAGCUGCAAACGCAAGUCCUGUAAGGCCAGCGCAUGCGAGCACUACCUCAGAUACACGUACUGUUAUAAAACGGGAAAAUAAUGGACCAUUGUUACUACCCAGUAUUGAGCUCAGACGUAUAUCACAGGAUGAAUAUAAACGUCAUUUUACAAAUCAAAAUAAACUGCUUUCAAACAGUGGUAUAAACGGAGUCAUUGGGCAAACACAACACAAACAGGAUGCCCUUAGACAGACAGGGACUUAUACCUUGUUUACACAGCCAUCACAGGGCACUCCUCUAAAGAAACGAAAGAUUAGCCCAAUGCAUUUAUCCAAUUUGAAUGCAUCAAAGAAGCGUAAAGUCAGCCCAAUUCGAUCACCUGACACUGAGGCCCUAAAAGCUGAUCCUGCUUUACCCUCACCAUCACAGCCACCAUCCCCUCUCGAUAGCCCGCCGUCACCUGCAUUAUCCCUGGGGGCCCAAUCUGACGACGACUUCGAUAAUGAGGCAAAAACUGCCAUCGCAAAUUCUCGUGUGAUUAUAAUGUUGAAACCAACAAGUACAGAGACUACCUCUUGCAAAAAACAGAACAUGCACCUUGGUAAAAAACAUGUCAAAACACCUAGCCAUAAACAACAUGUCAAAAAAGUUCAAACAAACACUCAGUGUGAUGUCCAUUCUCGUUUGGGGCCCCCACACAACACCCAGACUACAAUUGCCCUCCAAAAGAGUGCUACCUCAGACUUGUUUGUCGAUGACUCAUUGGACAUCAUGUCCGUUAUUGCGGAUGAUGACGAGCUAUUUCACGAGGAUAAACCAAACGGUCCAUUAAAACGUACUGUUUCACAAGAUAGCAUUUUUAGCACGACGGAAGAAACAAGUAACCGUGGUAACCUCAGAAGUUUGGUAAAAAAAACACAAGCCAAUCAUAAACACUCGGUGGGUGAUCUUAUUACAAGCAAACCCACGUCUAAGUCAUUUAGAAUUCCUCGUCGGAAUUCAGAGCAAGACUUCAAUGAAACAAGGAAGAAUAAUAACAGUUUCCCAAAACGGACUACAGGUGAAAGCUGUAUAAAAUCUCAAGCUGAAAGUGAUAGGUCAAAUUCUGUCCGAAAUGGAAGUGACCCCCCUGGAAAUAUUUUUUUCUGUGGUUCCCACCAUCCCCCGAAACCCACCAGAGUUGUAUCAAACGAAAGACAGCCUUUCAUAAAUGGAUUUUCAGUCCAAGAGAAAUUACGUAGCAUUCAUCGUAAUUUGGGGGCUAAGAAUAUUCAGGAAGCUUGGUUAGUUUUGAAAGAGUUGGAAGACUCAAAGUCUGUUAUUGAUGUACGGUUAGUGGAAGAAACUUUGAAAGUCUGUGAGUCGGUCAGUAUAAAAGCACCCACUCCAGUGGUAGCAGAGAUUGCCGUUGGUGUAUUUCAAAUGCUCAAACGUCGACAAGCAAUGAAACCUGUGUCAUAUAUUCUGACAGUUUUAACUUUAUGUCGUUGUGGUAAGUUUCAAGAAGCAUUUGAUAAAAUAUUGGAAAUGGUCGAAGCAAGAAUAUUCCCACCUCAGGAGAUCCUUGUACAUUUUUUUAAUGAUUUACUCAAGUGUUUCAGGACAAACUUGAAGUGGAUUUUUGAACUUCUACCAUAUAUCAAAAGGUUUAACUUCUCUAAUCCAACAUAUAUUUUUAAUAAUUGUCUGUUGUCCCUCGUUUCUGCCCCGGCUGAUGUGCUGCGAGAAAUAAUCCCCAGCCAAUGGGAUACAUUGAUUUCCAUGCUCAGUGUCCCCCCCAAUGUCCAAGGUGCAAUGCAAGUUCAGAAUAUUAUGAAUAAACAUUGUAUCCCGAUGAGUGAUCAGUCCAUUACAAAAUUAUUGAAUCUCUAUCGAGAUACAAAAUGUACUAAACAGCUUUUAGAUUUGUUCCACUUGAAGUGCACAAACGAAAUGUUUGACAUUGGUACUAUUUUUGCUGAUCAAAGUCUGAACCUUCGUGAUGUUGAAGCCCACAUUAGGGAUCUUGUCAAAAAUGGUUCUCUGCCUCGAAAGGAAGUCUUGCAUCAGUUUAUUGAGAAAGCAUCAUCCAUGAAAGAUUUCGGUCUGGUCUAUAGUUUGUUUCUGAAGUGUGAAAGCUCAUCAGUGUCGUUGUCCGUAACAACGCUUAAGAAGAUGGUCGACGUGUUGGAAAACUGGGAUGAGAAUAUGACAGCAUCAGUUGAAGUCUACGCUGCACUGCGCCAGGCUAAAAUGUCGGUUAUGAAAGAACCAAGAUCCACACCACCUUUAAACCUGCCUCAAAAGAGAGAAGCCAACAAGUUUCAAUUUGGUCGCUGUUUUUCCUUCGUGAAAACAGGACGGUGUCAUUAUGGUGAUAGAUGCAAGUACUCUCAUGUAGUUGAUGAAAGGCCGCAGUUUUUGAGACCGAGUUCGGACACCUCCAGUCCCCAGAGUGUUGGCGAGUGUCGUAAAUCUGACGGAAGUGAGGGUAAGCAACAAGUUAACACAAAGACACAAGCAAGCACUAGUACAAACACGACAAUGGUCAAUGGUCAUGGUACCCACCCGUUUCCAUCAUUUCAACAUCCUUCAUUUGUUGUGCCGAUGUUCAGUCCAAUCCCAAACCACAUCCCACCACCACUCCGAGUUCCACAGCCUGUUUCCUGUCGCCAAGCAAUAUCUACCAGACCUCCAUUUCUGAAUCGAUUUCAGCCAAGGAGUGUAAACCCCACCCCUAGAUUUGCUGUUUCCCAACCCCCCCUGAACAAGCCGAUGGCUCUAAUGUUUCCAAGAGCAGCAACUCCUGACAAGGUUAAGCUGAAUCGAAGCUUCUCAUGGGAGCCUACCAACAACAGUGUACCUCGAUCUCCAUUACCCCGCUUUCAGCAACCCAACCCUAGUAGUGACACCAACAACAAUGUUAUCUCCGAGGCGCAGCAACGUGUUGACCGAGCCGUCGCAUCCAAAGAUUGGCCAGAAGUGUACCUAAGUUUUGUCGAAUGCAAGCAAGCAAACAACAGAACUGUGCAAGCAAGUGAUUUGAGAAUUUUCAGAAAUGUUUUUCUGAAAGAUGUCUCUAUUGUUGGUUCAAACUUCAGCGAGUUUGUAGACUUUAUUCAUAAAGAAAAAGGUUCAGUGAAAAGUUCAAGCUCGGGUUCUGGAAAUAAUUCCCUGUUUGACCACUACGAUAUCGAGUUUCUUGGCUCACUUGCUGUAAGUCUGAUGGAGAAAUGUUUGGUUACCAAGCAGUUUGACAAGGGUUAUGAGAUAUUACACACUCUACAUGCACACAACAUCAGUUAUUUUGAUUGCGGUAAAAACUUUGGUGCAUAUACCAGAAAUAUUCCCCCCUCAGCUGUAGCAAUUAUUGCUGUCAAAUUAUGCACGGGUGUGUCGCAAGAUGAUGGUCUUCUUGGCGCGUUGGAGGUGUUACGAGCGAGCAACUAUGCAAUGCCUGAGGAUAAUAUCACUCCAGAUAAUAUGGAGUACAGAAUUAAAGUGUUGCAACACGUUUUCACUCAGUUAUUUGAUCAAGGAAAUAUCUCUGAAGCUUAUGAGAUUCUUCAACAUCUGAAGGCUAGCCACAAUGUCAUGGUCCCACUGUAUGUGAAAGUUUUGAACUAUUACGCCAGCAUUGAAGAUUUCGACCAAUCAUUUGAUGUGCUUGCUGAAAUGAACGAGAAUGGUUUUGAUUUGAACAUUCCCGCGUGUCAGUCACUGUAUGAGAAGUUUCUCAAGCUCUGUCUAACAAACCGUCAAGAGGACGAAGCACGUACAACCCUAGAAGAGAUGGAAUCGAGAGGGGUAAUGUUGAACGGUGAUGUAUGGCAGAGGAUAUUAAACCAUGAACCCUCAAUAACAAAUGAUAUUCUCAUCAAUAUGUUGUUUCAAAGAUGUCUUAAUGUGGACGUUUAUCCUGCAACGUUUUCCAAAGACAUGCCUUGGUUAUGUCAACUUGGUUGCGGUUACUCACAAGUUGAGGUGAAACUUCUGAUUGUACGACACCUUAAACAACUGCGCCAGUAUCUCGUACAGAACAAUCACAGUAACUUAUCUUUAUCCACCCUGAAGGAUUUCCAAAUUGCGCUGUUCCCUCGAGUAUCAGGAAGUCAUGGGAAUCCAAAACUUAAUGAAGGUAUUCAGACAGCAAUAAACAAGAAUUGUUUAAUUGUUACGAAGGUCCUGGAAGAAGAUCUUAAUCCGCCACUGAUUAUCUCAGAUCACACUAAAGAACAGUUUCAUUCGAAGUUUAUCGUGGAUUCAUUGUCUCUGUAUCGAUGGUUUAAUGCCAACCAGCACGACGUUGAUGGUAAUCCUGAUGAUGGUGAUGACGCUUCGUCGAAUGGUUCGAUGGAGAGCUGCGUGUCUUAUAUGACGAGAAUGACAGAGUUCGAUUAAAAAUUGAGAUGCAAGAACACAAAUCUAUAUGGUUAGUAUAUUUUUCUUUUUAUGGUCUAUUUUAUAGUUGAUUUGCAUUGAGUUGUGAUAGUCACAAACAUAUGACGUAGGUCAGUGUAAUAGAGUGUCGAUAUAUCUCUUAAAUCAGCAAAGACUGAUUUACAUACAGUAUGUUACACAAACAAAAAUUAAUUUGUACUUUUUUCAUUCCAGGUGUAUUCAUCGGUGCAGUUAUCUGUCAAGGUCACAGCGAUGUAGAAGGUUUUGUUGUUAUAUGUUCAUUAUAAGUGAAACGGUAAUGCUGUGAAAAUGUAAUAAGAGGAUGCUAAGAAUUAGGAGCUAGAAUAUUCGGGACAUUCUCAGGCUGUAAAAUAAAAUGAAAUUGAGUCGUCUGCCGUUAGACAAAGUAACCAUCAUUGGUGCGUUGAUUGCGUUAAAGCACCAGCAGUAUUGAAUGAACCAUUACAGCCUGAAAAUGUCUGAAAAAUAUUUAGUAGUUUAUCAAAGAUAUAUCAGCACCAUCGAAAAAGUUUCGAUGAGGUUCAAACUUUUUCUGGCAGCUACGUUUACGAACUGUGAUUUGUCUGGUUACAUUUUGGUUCUGUGGUAGUGAGGAAUAAUGCUGAUAAAGCCUGUUUCCACCAAAGUAAUUCGUUGCUAUCCCAUGGAAAACACAAUGUAAUUUUCAUAUUCGAAAUAAGGAAGCGAUCAUUAAUUAUGGCGGGGGGUGGCACCAAAGAGAAAAGGGUUGGGUAAACAAAAUUUUGAGUGAGUAAAAUCUUGGGUGAAUGAAAAACAAAACAACUCAAGGAUUGGGUAAUACAAAUCUAUUGUCAUUUCCAAAGCAUGACUCACUCAAAUAUUGAAGACUAAAAAGCAAUGUCAACAGUCAUAUGUCAAUACAAUAUGUAAAUCAAUCACUUAUCAUGAUCACUUUCUGAUUUGUCAGGAGGCAAAUGGUGUCUCCAAAGAAAGUACAUGUGCAGACAACAUGAAACUUUAGACUGCAGAAAAUUUCACAAGCAGUUAUCAAACUCAUGUCACAGAAGUGGCAAAGGACAUGUGUGACAACUGAAUGGUAUUCUUUUGUUACGUUUUUGGCCAGGCGUGGGUAUUUAUUUUUUAAUUGAUAUUUGAGGUUGGGUAAAAAAAUUUUUUUUAACUUUUUAAUGCUUGGAUCAGCAACAUUUCUGCCAAGAAAAACAUUUCUCUUCAGUGCCACGCCCGCCAUAAAUAUUAGAGAGUUUGGCAACCUAGAACGGCAACGGGGAAAAUAUAAUUGCUUAUAUUGUUGUAUUUGAGCCAAAGUGUACGUUACUACACUUAAUUUGCCUCUUUAAGUAUUCCUGUUUCUUUCAAACGUAUCCUUAAGUAAAAAUAGUCCGCGAAUUCAAAUCAAACACCUCAAAUAACAUCGAACGAAUUAACUGUUGCCGUAGUCAUGCGCCGUGAAAAUGAUGCAAAUCACGUACUAGUUUCAACAACUACGGCAUUGCACAACGCUUAAGACCAUGUAAUUUACAUUCGCCUUUGUCUUUGAGGAUCAAUGCUAUUGUUGAUGACCAUAUUGCCGUUGCCCUUGUAUUUGCCAAACUCUCUAUUGACUGCUCCCUAAAGCCGUGGUCAAACGAGAAGUCGACAUCUGGCUUAACAAAAUAAAAGAUUGAUGAGUGUUCCAACUUCGCCUCACUUAAAUAAUAAAGUACAUGCUAGUGUUGGGAAAGCAUAGAGAAGAACAGCCAACCAAGAUCGCGUAACUUCCAUCUCUCAUGCACCUUCAUUCUCGUUUGAUCCGCGGCAUUCAUUUUUAAGGGAUUUCAAAUUUAAUAUUUUGUUUGGUGAAAGGGCAGGGUUUGACUCAAAUCGCUAGACGUUGUUGCAUAUUAGCAGCUGAACUAUAUAGUAUCUACAUUUUAGAUAUGGACGUGGUGCUUUUUGUAAAUAUAUAUUGUUUCGUUAUUCAGAGACUUACAUUGCGUAAGAUAAUGCGUGUUUUGCUCGUAUAUACAAUUGUAUAUUUAUAUAAGAAAUAUUAGUUCUACAUUAGAGACUAUAGUGUUAACGGUUAUUAUGAACGAGCAAAAAAUAAACUGACAACUGUUAAAUAAUAUUUUAUGUUGUUUCAUGUUCGCAAUGUGAAAUUUGCGUUACUU
Messenger RNA from Paramuricea clavata, 6978 nucleotides. NCBI's taxonomy places the organism in Eukaryota, Metazoa, Cnidaria, Anthozoa, Malacalcyonacea, Plexauridae. The record is from the annotation of a GenBank genome assembly.